Molecule: messenger RNA, 327 nt
Organism: Phytophthora nicotianae INRA-310
Lineage: Eukaryota; Oomycota; Peronosporomycetes; Peronosporales; Peronosporaceae
Exons: 3
Coding region: 1-327 (108 amino acids)
Source: RefSeq, a predicted model, not a curated record
AUGGGCAUCGAUCUGGGAUCAAACAGCGCAGCAACCACGAAGCAACGGGCGGUGGCAAAGUCGACACCUGCCGACAGUGCAGCAGCCGAACCCAAAGUGAAGCCGUCUCCUCCGAAACAGUCCAUCGUGUCUGUCAUUACAGGAGACGCGUCCCUGCUGAUGGCGGCUUCUGGUAUUUGCACUAUGGUGGUGUCGGGUAUUGUGUCAAUUGCGAUGGUGGCGCUGGAUGACAACCUGUCGUCGGUGGGCGAGUUGCGAUUGUUCUCGCCCUCCAUGGUUACAGGUUCCGUCCUCUUUACAGAGUAUGUUGCUGUGAAGUGGGUGUGA